GAACACGUGAGCAUGAUUGGCACUUGUGUCUCUUUCCAUAGGCCGGACACCAACGCACUUUGGGGCGUCAACAUCAGAUAGAAGUUCAACAAAGCUGUGCUUUCACAGAUUGUCCUUUCAGGUAUAAUGGACUCCAAUUUGGAAGAUUUGGAAGACCAACAUCGUGAAGCGACCCUGGAGAUUGAGUCUGCUCGUGCGGAUAACAAGACAGAUGGUGCUAAAAAGGAGGAGUCCAACAAGAAGAGUCACUCCGGCAACAAUCCGGGCAGAGUCAAGCGAGUCGUGUCUUACAAGAGGAAGACGCGUCAUUUGGUGAUGGCUCGGAAAAAGCCCCAAGGUUCAGGCAGGACGCAUGAUGCGGCAAACAAAGACAACAAGAGGCAGGAGAUGUUUGACACGGACCCUCAGGUGUUGAUGCCAGACGGCAACCACAUGACGGGAAGGACUGCUUUUCAACACGAUGAGUAUUCGAAACUUGCUGAGCUCACAAGGGACCACAGCACAAUCACCGAAGUGCUCCUUGGAAGAAACCUGAGACUUAAAGUGGCCUUAUCACUAUGGAAAAGACAUUUUGGAGAGUUGAUAACAUACUUCCAGAGAAUCCAAGACACCGGUGUCUUUGUUGACAUGCUCCCUCUCAUCAGCAGAUGCUUGGAUCACGACUCCUCCGACAUCACCAUCGGCUGUUGCGUGGACCUGUUCCCAUUGGUGCACAAGGUCCUCAUCAGUCCUUACGAAGGAUAUGUCAUCGUUGGUUUAACGUGGAUCCAUUCGGUUUUGAAACGCUGGCGGGAACCUCUGAAAGCAAGUGGGUGCACUGGAUCCACUGAGGCUUAUUUGGAUAGAAACUUCCCCGUCUUUAAUCAGCAGUUGCUGGAGUUAUGGCAUCGGGAGCCAAAGCUGAAGUCUUUUCCCGGAGCUGCGGGAGACGUGGCAAAGGUCAAAGGUCAUUGAUGUCUUCCUGUCUCAACUUACUUUCCAUGAAUGAAGAGCCAGAAAACAAACUUUCCUCAAGUACAAAUCCAUCCCUUGAGGUUCUGAAAAUGCGCAGCGGUCU
Molecule: messenger RNA, 1057 nt
Organism: Hippocampus comes (tiger tail seahorse)
Lineage: Eukaryota; Metazoa; Chordata; Actinopteri; Syngnathiformes; Syngnathidae
Product: KATNB1-like protein 1
Exons: 10
Coding region: 127-954 (275 amino acids)
Cellular component (GO): nucleolus
Molecular function (GO): microtubule binding
Source: RefSeq, a predicted model, not a curated record